This is a messenger RNA of Sapajus apella (tufted capuchin), 548 nucleotides long. It is a transcript of the gene TUBD1, whose product is annotated as tubulin delta 1. NCBI's taxonomy places the organism in Eukaryota, Metazoa, Chordata, Mammalia, Primates, Cebidae. Gene Ontology annotation, biological process: mitotic cell cycle; microtubule cytoskeleton organization. Gene Ontology annotation, molecular function: GTP binding; structural constituent of cytoskeleton. The record is from RefSeq and is a predicted model, not a curated record. Gene Ontology annotation, cellular component: cytoplasm; microtubule. Bases 69 to 548 code for a protein of 159 amino acids. The transcript has 4 exons.
GUUUGUGUUUGUUUCUUUUGUCAUUGCAUAGUUACUCUGUUCAUGGACCCAGGCAUGAAGAAUCUAUAAUGAAUCUAAUCCAGAAGGAAGUGGAGAAAUGUGACUCUUUCAGUGGUUUUUUCAUCAUAAUGAGCAUGGCUGGGGGCACAGGAUCAGGGUUAGGAGCUUUCGUUACACAGAAUUUACAAGAUCAGUAUCCAAACUCAUUGAAAAUGAAUCAGAUUAUUUGGCCUUAUGGAACUGGUGAGGUUAUUGUUCAGAACUACAACUCUAUCUUGACACUUUCUCACUUGUACCGAUCUUCAGACGCCCUCCUUGUUCAUGAGAAUGAUGCUGUCCAUAAGAUCUGUGCAAAACUGAUGAAUAUCAAGCAGAUCUCCUUUAGCGACAUCAAUCAAGUCCUGGCACAUCAGCUGGGAAGUGUGUUCCAGCCUACUUACUCUGCAGAAAGCUCAUUUCACUACAGACGAAAUCCACUAGAGACGAGGUUUCACCAUGACCAGGAUGGUCUCCACCACGUCCAGUCAAUUUUUUUUUUUUUUUUUUAG